Antrostomus carolinensis (chuck-will's-widow) is the source of this 1903-nucleotide messenger RNA. It is a transcript of the gene DAGLB, whose product is annotated as diacylglycerol lipase beta. Gene Ontology annotation, cellular component: cytoplasm; plasma membrane. Gene Ontology annotation, molecular function: triacylglycerol lipase activity. NCBI's taxonomy places the organism in Eukaryota, Metazoa, Chordata, Aves, Caprimulgiformes, Caprimulgidae. Gene Ontology annotation, biological process: neurogenesis; diacylglycerol catabolic process; arachidonate metabolic process. The record is from RefSeq and is a predicted model, not a curated record.
GUGGGUUGGAAUUCUUGUUCUUUACACGGUUCAUAAGGGGAAGUUUAACUGCCCUGGGGGAGGAUUACUGCACAGCUACUUGCUCAUCCUCCUCGUUCUCCUGGCUGCAAUAAUAUGUGUGCUGUCUGCUAUUGUAUACAUCAGUAUGCAAGGAACAAUUUCUAAUCCGGGCCCAAGGAAAUCCCUUCCCAAGCUGCUUUAUACUCGCCUCCUUCUCUAUUUGCCUGAAUUCAUCUGGGCUGUUGUAGGAGCUGUGUGGGUGUCGGACAGCAGCGUGCGCUGUGAGAAGACUGUGAUAAAUGGCCUCACUGGCACAGUUAUUGCAAGCUGGGUUAUCAUCAUCUUUACCAUCGUUGGAGUUGUAGUCGUCUUUGAUCCGCUUGGGGGGAAAAAGACGUUUUACCUCACGGAUAGUGUAAAUCGCAACCUGGAAAGCAGCCAGUCAGGGCAGUUGCUGUAUAAUGUGAAGAACACUGCCACCAGAGUCUGGGAAACAAGAAUCAGGUUGCUGUGUUGUUGCAUUGUGCAAGAUGAUGACCAUCGAGUGGCUUUUACAAGUAUCGCAGAGCUUUUCCGCAACUUCUUUUCAGACACUGAUCUGGUGCCAAGUGACAUAGCAGCUGGUUUGACUCUGCUCCAUCAAGAGCAAGAUAAAAUGGAAAAUUGCCCAAAAGACCCUGAAGAAGUCCUGUGUCAUUCUCCAUCAUCUCUCGUGACAGAUGAUUUGGAUAUUGAACUGGAGAAUGCUGCUCACUAUAUGCUGUUUGCUGCAGCUGCUUAUGGCUGGCCCUACUACAUAUACACCAACCCAUUUACUGCGCUCUGUAAGCUCAAUGGUGACUGUUGCGGAAAUAGACCAACAGAUUCUGAUAUAACUGGCAGUGAUCGUCAUAACUUUCACUUUGGAUCCAUCCUAAAAAUAACAGGACUGCAGUACAGAGACUUCAUUCAUAUCAGUUUUCAUAACAAGAUCUAUGAGAUUCCAUUUUUUGUUGCUUUGGAUCACAAAAAAGAAGCUAUUGUGGUUGCAGUGAGAGGAACCUUGUCUUUUGAGGACAUUCUCACUGAUCUGUCAGCAGAUUGUGAAGACUUGACACUGGAGGAUGUUAUAGAGAAUGGCUUUGUGCAUAAGGGAAUAACUCAAGCUGCAAAUUACAUCUAUCGAAAGCUAAUCAAUGAUGGAAUUUUAAACCAGGCUUUCACAAUUGCUCCAGAAUAUAAACUUGUGAUAGUUGGUCACAGUUUGGGUGGUGGAACAGCUUCUAUCUUGGCAGUCAUUUCUUUCCCAACAUUAAGAUGUUACGCCUUUUCUCCUCCCGGAGGACUCUUAAGCAAAUCACUUGCAGAUUACACUAAGCACUUCAUUGUUUCAGUCAUUGUUGGAAAGGACCUUGUUGCAAGGUUAAGUAUGCCCAACAUGGAGGAUCUGAAGAGAAGGAUAGUGAGAAUUGUGGCAAACUGCAACAGACCCAAGUACCAGAUUCUGCUGCGUGGGUGUUGGUACGAAGUAUUUGGAGGAGAUCCAGAUAACUUCCCGACUGAGCUGGAUGGUAGAGACGAAGGUGCCCUCACGCAGCCACUUCUGGCUGAGGAGAGUUUAAUGGUUCAUCGGUCACCUUCAUACAAUGCCCUUGAGGAAGAAUCGCACUUAAAUUCACCGCCUCGGUAUCCUCAUCUUUAUCUUCCUGGAAAGAUUAUCCAUAUUGUAGAAGAAUCCAGCUCUCAGAGGUUGUGCUCGUCAGAUAUUAAAUAUACGGCAAGAUGGUCACAUGAAACAGUCUUCAGCAGCAUUUUAAUAAGUCCCAAGAUGGUAACAGACCACAUGCCAGAUGUUGUGCUCAAAGCUCUGAAUAGUUUGUCUCAGGAACGUGGAUCGUGCAUUUCUUGUCAAACACAAGAAUGA